UAUAAUAAUUUGGAUUAUUACAUAACCUUUCCUUAUUUAGGUUUAUUGGUUAACAAUAGUCUGAUGUGAGUCAAUAGAGAUUAUAUAAUUCUUGGCUGAGGUACAUUUAACAGGUUAAGAGAAUAUUUGUGCUAUGUACAAAUAUAGACUAAAGUCUAACUACUGAAGCCCAGUGAGUAAAAGGAUUAUUGCACUGAGAGAUCAACCCAGUGGACUUAAAGACAACAUUCAAACAAAACAAUGUCUGACACUGCCCACAAUAACAAGAACAACAAUGUAGAUAGAGAUGCAAUCCAUGAAGCAGCUGUAUCUAUGGCUGAGAAGUAUGGAGACGAGCAUCGUUACAUUAUCGAGCCAUAUGACAUCUUGGCAAAAUGUUGGGCAAAUGACAAGCAAGUCUCAGAAGGUGGGUUAACAGUUGUAAUUGAGAGGUCAAUAUUUGACAGGAUUAGGAUAAUGGGUGAAGUCCUACAAGCAAUUAAAGAUGACCCUAAAAUUUUGGAGGUCCCGAUCACCAAACCAAUAUUCAUAAUUGGUUACAUGCGUACUGGAUCAACGUUACUGCAUAACAUCAUAGAAAAGGAUGUUAACCAUUUUGUGCCUCCACUGUGGCAGCUAGCAGAACCACUUCCAAUACCUGAUGGCAAAGAAAAGUCUGAUGACCCAAGAAUACUUGGUGUUAAAAAUUUUUCUGAACACUACAAUCAAAUUCCUGGUUGGCUACAGAAGCAUCAGGCAUUCACACCCUAUGCCCUUGAAGAAUGCUCUGGCCAGCUUGGUAAGACAGGAUGUAUGAAGGAGCUCUUACUAGGGGGACAGAAUAUAGAGGAGUACACCCAGUGGUAUGAACAACUGAAGGAUGAAUGGAAAGUCAGCAUGUAUGAAUACUACAAGAAAGAACUGCAAUUGUUGGCGUACAAACAAGGAUUUGGUUCAAGAACAUAUGUUCGAAAGGAUGCUCAACACAUGGCCAAUAUGCCUGCCUUGUUGAGGGUAUUUCCUGGAGCCCGAACCGUAAACUCGAUACGUAACCCAAUCCAAACAAUUGGUUCCAUUUGUUCUAUGAGCUACACCGUUAACCAAGCCUAUUACACACCUGACAACCUUGACCUUGAGGCAAUGGGGAAGCGAAUAUUAAGAAAUGCUGACCACAUCAUUAACACUUAUAUGGAUUAUCGUGAGGCCACAGAUGGUCCAGAUAAGAGCUCCGCCAAUGUUGUAGAUGUUUAUUACAAUGACUUGGUUGGGGAUCCCAAAGGCACUUUGGAGAAGAUUUACACUAAGUUCAACAUCGAGCUCACUCAAGAGACUUUGGAUAAUGUUCAGCAUUACCUCGAGGAAAAUCAACAGAACAAGCACGGAAAACAUGUCUAUGAUAUAAGCACAUACGGAUUAACUGAGGAUGAAAUUAAGAGAGUUUUCAAGCGAUACAUUGAGUACUUCAAUGUUGAUUGCAAUUGAGCGAGUAUUUUUAAGAUGUGUAUUUCAAUGUGAAAUGCAAUUAAGUGAAUAUACGAGUGUUAGAAUGUUGAGUGCAAUAAAAAGUGAAUUCAAGCAACAUGUUGAGUAUUCCAACAUCACAUGUACAUUAAAUGGAAGUGAAAAUGGAUAUUUUUCAAUAGCAAACAAUUGUACUUUUAUUCCUACAUGCUUACAAAUAUGCAUGUACAUGUACUUGAAUACUCAUGUAUCAAUAAAUAAAUGUAACUAAAAUGCCCAAUGUAUAGUCUUCAUAGGACAUGAAAGGGGCAACAAGGCCUGUAGAG
Owenia fusiformis is the source of this 1766-nucleotide messenger RNA. NCBI's taxonomy places the organism in Eukaryota, Metazoa, Annelida, Polychaeta, Sabellida, Oweniidae. The record is from the annotation of a GenBank genome assembly.